GUUGCAUCAACCGUGUCGCAACAAUCACCACUUCACCAACAACGCAUUAUUUUCAAUAUUUCAAGUAUCCCGAGGUAUUCCGACAUUACCUGAAAGAACCCUCGGGAAAUGUACCCGAAUAAUUGACGUAAUCGAGGCGCGAAUUACGUGGGGAUGACGCGAUGGUGUAGCUGAGAGUUAAUUAGUGACGGGGAAGAUUAUUCAGUUGGAGAUUCAGAGGAUAAAAAUGGCUAGUCUAGCCAGCAGUUCCGGGGUCUUCCCCAGGGCACCAACCAUGCUGGAGCAGCUGCUGGAGGAGAUCAAUUUCCAGAGGACUAAGGAGAUGCGCCAGCUGCUCAAGGACGAUUCGGGAUUUGUGAUGCUGCAGGGCACAACCUACUGGACGGACCUGUUUGUCCGGCACUUUCUCUUUCAGGCUGAGCACACGAUCGAUGGCGAUGAUCUCCUCUUUUUCGUACGGAAGAAACACAUUAAGACGUCAUCACGGUAUGUUCCGAAAUUUGAGACUGAAGUCGAUGUCUUCAGGAAGGACAGCAAGAAGCUGCCGAUUGGUGAUCCUGAUAUUGACUGGGAGGAGACGGUUUAUCUCAAUCUCGUUGUUCAUCAGUUUGAUUACACCCUGACUCUAGCCAUCUGCACGAGAACUAGUCCGAAGGAAUUGCAAGUGCUCAGACGGCACUCGCAAAAGGUCUACGCGAGUCCCAGCCGACGGAGGAUGGACGCCAAAGGGGAUCUCGAGGAGAUGACGUAUCCGCACAUUUGCUUCAUGGUUGAUAACUUUGACGAAGUAUUCUGUGAUAUUUUAGUUAGGGAUGGAGAGAUGGUGUGUGUCGAACUGGUGGCCUCCGAUCGGGAGGGGGCUGUCCAGGGGGUCAUCUUCCUGGGGUCCAUUCGGUACGACGCGUUGAAGAAGGUUUACGACGCGAGGUCGAGUUUGAGCACGAAAAUGGCGCAGAGGAUGACUUUCGGGCUGUUCUCCGGUGCGUCCUCGCAGCGCGUGGAAUUCGUCCGCAUGAAAGGACCACAAGGUAAAGGUCACGCAGAGAUGGCUGUAACGAAGCCAAAGGGAUCGGGUGCGGAGACACCGACGUCGGAGCCCGGUUACUCCGUGACGGAUGCCCUCUGGGACGCCGACUGGGACGACGCAGAAGAGCUCUUCAUGUAUCGUCACCAGAGAAGACUCUCGGAUCCCAGCUCGAAUCUCAAUAAUUUCGUUCGCGGUGGCUGGCGAACGAAACCCGAUCAGUGCGCAUCGAAGGCGCGAUCUGAGAACGAGGGUCUCGACUCCAUGGCCAAUGGCCUCAACGAAAUCGAAGCUGGUGACGUGCGUGACGCUAAGGAACAGGCAAGCAGCUGGGGCGGCCGGGUCGCCUCGCCGUUGCGACCUGGGGGUAAAGAUUAUCGGAGGAGUCACCGGGUGAGGAGACGAUCCACUAGGGAACGAAGUGCCGAGAGGGACCGCAUUGAGAGUAAUUGGGGAAAUGAGAAUUGUACAUCGCCGAGACGUUACGCCGGAACACCAAAGCGUCGCCAUCGUCACAGGACUCAUCAUAUCGAGGUGGGAAGUGAGUCCCUGGUGGUUAGUCCUGGUGAUAAUCCCACCGAGGACAACGUCAUGCAGAAGCUAGAUGCUGGGGCAAUUCUAGUCAACGGAAAAGAGGAGCUGCCCCUCGGUUACGAAGACAAUGCAUUCCUCAAUGACAGACUACCGAAUUACGAGAGGAAUGACUCGAGGGGUUUUCUCUCGUCGGAUAGCAAUCGGGAGGAGAGCCUUCGCCGUCGGCGAACACGUCAUAGGCCACGCCGAUACUUCAGCGAUGACGAACUCUUCGGGGUUGUGGGUAGAAGGAACGGCACCGAGAGCAGAACUGACACCGAUGAUGAUAAUCAUCCAAGGAUUUCCCCGAAGGACAAGAAUGCCAAUGCCAGGAUCACCAAACCCCUGGAGGGAUGUCAGAGGCAGAGUGCCACGUUACCUAGGAGACGCAGAAGAAGGGCUCUCUCUGGGAGUGUCAUUGGAAAUCAUCCUCUUCCACCCCACAGGGUCACCCCGGAUGGCACUGCCAUCUACUACUGGUGCGAGCUCCCGCGCCGCCCCGGCUCUCAGGAGCUGGAUGACGGGGCUUAUAAUCCAUUGUGGACCAUGAGGGGAUUCACACAGACAUUUCACUUCUGGAAGGAGACCAGGAGGGCGCAAUCAGUUCCUUUGAAUGCUUUUUUGACGUACAUCACUUUACCCUGGUGGAGUAUAGCCAAAGACAUACUGGACCACCGUGAGGAUCCCAUCCUGACAUUCUAAUGAUCGGUGAAAAUGGAUUUGAAUUUUUUAAACCCGAGAAGUACCAAUUCGAUCGACAAGUGCUAGUCAACGCAACUGAUUCCAUUAUUUAAUGUAAAAAUUCGAUCAAUACACGUAAUUCUGUUUGUA
Messenger RNA from Fopius arisanus, 2428 nucleotides. RefSeq lists its product as uncharacterized. The record is from RefSeq and is a predicted model, not a curated record. Lineage: Eukaryota; Metazoa; Arthropoda; Insecta; Hymenoptera; Braconidae. Bases 227 to 2299 code for a protein of 690 amino acids. The transcript has 9 exons.